Molecule: messenger RNA, 6708 nt
Organism: Uranotaenia lowii
Lineage: Eukaryota; Metazoa; Arthropoda; Insecta; Diptera; Culicidae
Gene: RhoGAP1A
Product: active breakpoint cluster region-related protein
Exons: 12
Coding region: 1113-5378 (1421 amino acids)
Biological process (GO): intracellular signal transduction; positive regulation of GTPase activity
Cellular component (GO): membrane
Molecular function (GO): GTPase activator activity; guanyl-nucleotide exchange factor activity
Source: RefSeq, a predicted model, not a curated record
UCAGUGGCCACAGUUCAAUUCAAUUCGCCUCAGUCUAGUUUCAACCUGCGCCGUCAUUGACUCCCGGGAGUCUCGGAUUCAUUGUGUGUUUUUUUAUUCGGUGCUAAAAGGAAUUCCGGCUAAAUUCCUCAAGAAUCGUUCGACGGUAGAACAGAAACCCAGUCAGGCGCAACUAGAAGAAAAUUUAUACAACGAAAACAAAUAAAAAACAACAACCAAGCCCCGAAGUCGGGCGAAGAAAUAGGUGUGUAAUCAAACUCAAUUGAGCAGUGAAAAGUGCAACGGUGUACCUAACCAAUUCAAAGCUAGAGACACAGUCAUGCAUAGGGCAACAAAUUGUCAUUCCAGCUGAAAACCUGAAGAAGACCGGCUGGUUAGAAUUUCGUAUGGCUGUGAGUAGUGAGUCCUCUUCUGAUUUUUCCUCUCCUUAGAAGGAAAAGAAUUGAUGAUAUUUGUCGCCGUGCUACCGCGUGGUGUACCCAGACUAAAGAGUUAGUGUAAAGCUCAUGCCAGUUGUGAGCAUUUAUGAAUGUAAGCCGACUUAAGGUAAAUGUCGAAACGAAACGAAACCAAACCGAAAACGACGACACGACUUCAGGAAGAGAAGAAAAGGUGUGAUUAGCUUUGCACAGCCCGUUGAAAUCAAUUUUCAGUGACGAGGUGUGGUGCUGGCUGCACAGAGCAGUAGUAAGAAGUUGCUGCAAUCAACAUCAUCAGCACAAGUAUAAGUCUAAGCUUUCGAGAAACUAACACAAGCGCCCCCUCAUAAAGUGUACACAAUCUAAUUACUAUCUGGUGCAUAAAGCGUAGCGGCAGUUAAGUGAGGGAAGGGAAUUGUGAAUAAGGCACGUGGAAGAAGAAACCGAUUGUAGUGCACUUCCCCUAAAGUUAGUGGCUGGAAGUGAGUGCGAUGUUACUACUGCAUAUUACCGGUUAAAGUGUGUCUCGUCUCACUACUGCUAGCAAAGUUGUGUUGAAGAGGUGCUGUGACGUACCGAUUGCUUUUGCGAUUUUUUGCGUUGUUAUUUAUUAGAGUGGGAGAAGACAGCAGCGGCUUGUUGGAAGCUGACAUCUUGGAGCAACCUGCAAAACCGGCAACACUGCUCGGUGAAAUGAAAUCCUCAUCGAAGAUCAGCUCAGUUUCGGAUAAGAUCAAAAUAUGGACCUCACGGAAUCAAAUAAUCAAGGCGGCCAACAAUCACAACAGCUCGGAUAAAACCACCAAUGGUGGGGGCACCGGCACUGGCAACGCCGGUGGCCCCGAAGACAGCGGAGACGAUGCCGACCGGAUCAUUCUCCGGCGAGAUAAACAGCAGCACCAAAAGGACACUGCCCUCAAUCAGUGCAUCAACGAGCUGACGUCGAAUCUGAGCCAGCGACGAUGCAUCAGUACUGAUCUCUCCUCCUGUCCUACAACAACAACAACCAAAUCGGGCCCGUUGUCGCCCUCAUCUUCCUCAUCCUCACCCACCGCCACUUUGACCACAACCACAACAACAACAACAUCCGGUGGUCCCAACAUGAACAACAAUAACAGUAGUGCCAACAAUACUAACAAUCAACCAGCAGACGCAGCCGGUGAAGCAGGAAGUGAGCACAGCACUUCCGGCCGCCGCUCCAGACAUUCCAGUCAGAGUGAUACCCUGGUUUCGUCAUCAUCCCCCAGUCACUUCGUUACGGUGAUCGAAGUCAAAGAAUCGGCCGACAGUGGUCAAAACAAACAAGUCCCGGAAGAUUCCAAACGGAAUUCCGUUGCCCCACCAGCACUGCCUCACAAAGCCACCAGUGACAAUAAUAGCAAUAACAAUCAAACGACGGCGAUAACCAGUGCUAGUGCCGUCACUACCCGGAAUAACUACGAAAACGUACUGAUCAAUACCAACCGGGGUAGCUGCGAGAAUCUUAAUGUUAGCAACAACAACCACAGCAGCUUCCAUCAUCAGCAGUCUGCCACCGGCAACAGCUCUUCCUCAGUCGUGGGCGCAGAGCAUAGCACAUUCCUGGAAGGUGGUGCACGGCAUCCGAAACCUUCCGCCCCACCCCUGGUGGGGUCAUCGAUUGCCGAACGAACGUCACAGCUCAUUUCCGGCGGCGGCAGCGGCGCAGGACAGGAACUCAAGAAAAAGAUUCCACCACGACCACCACCCAAGUAUGCGCGCCGAGCGGCCCCGGUCGAGCCUCCCGUCAUUCCGGCCGCGGCCAUUCAAAACCUCCGCAAGGAUCGGGAAUCGUCCGAUGGAACGCCGGAGAGCCCGGGCAGUUCCCUGGAACGGAACAUCAAACCGUCGGAAAUCUACCGGCAGAAGUCUUCCGACUCACUGGACGUCAAGUUCGGAGCCAACCGAUCGUCCAAACUGAUCGGGUCGGCAUCGUCCACCGAGAUGGUGGAAGAGUUUGGCCGGAAGCUGCCCAAAUCGGACAGUUUGAAGUCGAAGUCGAGCACCGACAGCCCGACGGGAUCUUUGGGUAAAAAUGUGAACGCAUCACCGACCGGAAGUUUGGGUAAACUGGCCCACGAAAGUCCUACCGGCAGUCUCGGUAAGAUGAGUAAUCGGGCCAACGACAGUUUGCACUCGGUGGGUUCCAAGGAAUCGCUGGCCUCAACUGGUGGCGGCAUCGGAGCCAUCUCAGAGCGGAUCAAAAGCUACGAAUCAAUUUCGUCACUCAGUUCGGACAGCAUGCGGCUGGGAGGCGGAGGAGGAGGUGGAACGGCACCUGGUGGCGGUGUUGGUGCGGCCGAACAGGAGCACUACUACGAUACGGUUCCGCUGGAAAACGGCGACGGAGAUUAUGUAUAUAUUCAGCCCGGUGGCACCGGUUCAACCUCUAGUCGAGACGAUAUCUCCACGGCAGGUAGCACACUUCCGCUGCCGGUUUCGUCGCACACCCGCAACAGUCACAACAGCAGCCAAACGAGCGUACAGCUAGAGCCAGAAUCUCCGGGACGAAGUUCCAACUACGUUAACAUAGACUACUUUAUACACUCAAUUCACAGCAGCCAGAACCAGGAAAACCGAAGCAGCUCAAUCGAUAGCGACGGCGAAGCGGACGGUGGACCGCCAAUGCUGCUGCGUGCAAUCUCCCAUGAUACGGAUUCCGGUCUACAGGGCCACGGAAUCUACCGAAAGAUUUCGAAUGCAACCCGCAACACAAUCAUCCGCCGCAUCGUGACCAGUAUUAUUACCAGCGAAACGCUCUACGUCGAGUGUCUGAACAAGAUGAAACAAUACAUGAAGGCGAUCGGGGCCACCCUGACCACGUCGCAACCUGUGAUAUCUGAAGAGGACUUUCAGACGAUAUUUUUUAAGAUCGAGGAACUGCACGAAGUGCAUUCGGAGUUUUUAAACGAGCUGAACCAGAAACAGCAGCUUCCGGACGGCGAAGAGCUGUGCGUCGGGGAAGUCUUCCGGCAGCUUGCCUCCCAGAUCAACCUGUACGGAGCCUUUCUGCACAACUACGGUCGGGCGAUCGAUACGGUAAAGAAGUGUAGCACGCACAGUCAACAGUUUAAGGAGAUUGUGUCGAACAUUGUGUUUAAGAACCAGAACGAAUCGUCGCUUUCGUUGGAGGAAUUGCUUCACAAACCGGUUGCAAGAGUUCAGAAGAACGCCCUCGUGUUGGAGGAUUUGCUCAAUCAAACGCCGGAACAUCAUCCGGACUACAACCCACUGCGUCAGGCUUCCAAGAGCAUUCGAAACUUUUUAUCCGAGUUUAACGUGGUACAGACGAAGUCUAUGUUUCCGAGUGACGACAAAGCCUUGAGGAGACUGGUGAAAAACUCGUUUAUCGUUGAGCUGGCCGACGGUCAUCGCAAAUUGCGGCAUCUGUUCCUGUUCAACGAUGUUAUCGCUUGUGCCAAAUACAAGGCGGCUGGUCGAGAUAGGAAUGGGUUCGAGUUCGAGCUCAAGUGGUUCAUUCCUUUGAGGGAUAUCUUCAUCUGUGAGGAGUCCGUAAACGAUCCCAAAGAAACCAGUCCCAUCAACAUCGUGCAGCUCAAAUCUCAGGCUUGCACUGUGCGGGAUCAGAUCAUGCUGGACGAGAAGGAUGAGAAGAAGUCGCGCUCUUCAGGAUCCCGGGCCGGUGACAAACACCGGAAAAAGCUCGCGGAUUUGGAGGCCCAGCUGGUUUUGGCCUCGCCGAAUCUUGUUUUCAAGAUAGGAAACAAGGGAACCGGCAAAACGAUGACCUUUUUCCUCAGCUCGGAAUUCGAGCGUACCCAGUGGAUCGAUUCUAUUCUCACUUUACAGCGUUCGUGCAAUCUGCCGGGACAGGUUCCGGUCCAAAUCUACGAUCUGCAGGCCUGGAUAACUGCCUGCCAGGCGCUGAUCAAAACCGAAAUGGGCUCCUACCUGAUGCGGAACGCCCGGGACGAGAGCCUGCUGGUCGGGGAUCUGCACCUGACCAUCCAGGGACUGAGCGGCUUCGAGCAGCCUUGCGAUCUGUUCAUCUGUGUCGAAAUCGAUUCCUAUGGGCACUACUUCCGCAAGGCCAAAACGAAGCUGGUGUGUCGGAGCGCGUCGCCCAACUGGAACGAAUCCUUCGUGCUGGAGCUGGAGGGUAGCCAAAAUCUGCGAAUACUGCUGUACCAGGACGACGUGCAGAGGCCCAUCCUAAGGGCUAAGCAUAUUUUGAAGCUGAGUCGCCAGUGGCUCCAGGAAGCACCCGUCACCAAAGUAUUGAAACUCUCGGAAACGCUGUCGCUGAACACGGUGGUCCGGUUUGUGCCCGGCGAGGUUACCCUGAGGCGUGUUCCGACGUCGAAACCCGGAGCCCUGUUCGGAGCCAAAUUGCAGCAAGUCAUCAAACGGGAAAAGCGAGACAUUCCAUUCAUCGUGAGUGCCUGCGUUCGGGAGGUAGAGCGGCGCGGAAUGUCCGAGGUCGGUAUCUACCGUGUGUCCGGUUCGGCUUCGGAUGUAGCCAAGCUGAAGAAGUCCUUUGAAACCAAUGCCUACGAGGCGGAACAGCUGCUGAAGGAGGUCGACAUCCAUUCGGUAACCGGGAUCCUGAAGUCGUACCUGCGGGAUCUGCCCGAGGCACUCUUCACCGAUCAGUAUUAUCCCAAGUUUUUCGAAACCUUCAACCGACAUUCGAACCUCAACGAGGCAUUGCGCAUCGAGGCCCUGCAGAAGAUCUUUGCCGAGUUGCCCCAGCCGAAUAAGGCCACCAUUCAUCUGCUGUUGGAUCAUCUCAUGAGGGUACACCAACAGGAGAUCGAGAACAAGAUGUCCUUGCACAACUUGGCAAUGGUAUUCGGUCCGACGUUAUUGCGUCCGGGACCAACCAAUAGCAAGCAGAAGGAUCUACUUGAAUCCAGUACAGCAGACGUGAUGACCCAGGCCGGUAUCCUGUAUAGUUUUUUGCAAGCGCGGUUGAAAUAGAUCGUUCACCACAGCAAGGUAAGGUUUGAGGGAUAUAGGAGUAGGAGUGUUUCCUAGUCUUCUACACUUGAAACUGUUUGAAUGCAAACGACAAAAACUGAGAAGGAGAAAGCUUAGUAACUUAUACUUCAAAAUUUGGCUUCCUUUUUUCGUAGCAGUCAUUUUUAAGUUAUAUGUAACUUUGUUUGGAGGAUCAAAUUUUAUGUAUAAAUAUUGAUAGUUCUUGUAAGAUAUUUCCACAUUUUGCCUCCCUCGCAAUCUGUUGGAAGCUAAUUUUAUUUCUUUGGAAGACAUCGGGCGUUCCAAAGCAAAAUUAUUCUAGAUGAUGUGCAUAGAAAACGUUUAUUUUAUUUAAGACAGUUUUCCUUUUUUCCUCGUCCAAAUUGUUAAUCCUCCGUUAUUUUACCUUAGUUGACAAAACUGUGCGCAAUAAAACAAUAUGUUUAUUUUUGAAAUAAACUAUUGAGUAGACCGUAACAAAAUUUAGUCAUUUAGCCUUCUCGCGUAAAUUAUGUAAUUUUCUGUACAUUGUUUACCCUCCGUGUUUUUUUUCUCUUUGUGUAAAUAUUACUAGAUUGGUUUUUGUUUAUUUUGUGUAUUUACAAAAAGUCACGUAUAUUUGGCGGUUAUUAAACACGGAUGGCCUUCCAGAAAGUGUAUUGAUGCCGUGUGUUAUAUUCGAUCAUAUUCAGAACCUUAUGAUGUAUGGAAAAAGCUCUUGCGUAAAAUAAAGUCAUAAACUUCACUGAAGAAAAACUACACAAUUGCAAAAGUAUCGUUAUAUUCAAUACAGUACGUAUAUUAACCAUAUGUAUUCAUUCAUUAUUGCAGUUUAUUAUGCAGCUAAUAUUGAGUUAAUUAGUAUACAUUCAAACAUUAGUCAGGAUCCAUUUCGAUCGCAUAUUUUAGACUCUGAUAGUGAUGGCAAAACAAUCAAACGCAUGUUGUUGUAAAGCUCAUGAGAAAAAUAAAAAUUUACAUUAAAUAAAACAUAUUAUCCAUACGACAACAACAGCAGCUUAUUACGGACAUACAAUUUUCGAGUAGCAUGAUCAUUGGAUGAUGAGAGUUGAGAACCUGUUUUUGUAUGACCCAAGUAAAAGCACACCCGCGAUACUAUCAAAGUUUUCCUCUCCCAGUGUUGAAAACAAUCUUGAUACAGGAAAAAUAGCAACACGCAUCUUAUGGAUACUAUUAUAUACAAGACAGAAAGACAUUCAUUGAACAAAUCAACAACAACAAUACACAUCUUAAGAUUAGCUAUAAAAACAAAACAGUUCAAACUGUAUUUAUCUUGUAGCAUCUUUUUCCUCUUUCCCUAUUGGAUACA